GAAUAUUCUUAUUGGCCCAGAAACAGCGCGGGCCGCGUUCGUCUGUAAAUCACUCGGAUCACGAAGCGUCGAACGUCUCGCGCGUUAUCCUCGUCGCAAAAAAUAGAUGUAGUUUAAUGUUGCCCAGAAUAAGUCGAGAUAAUAGCCACCGACACUGACCGAGCGUCGUCGCUGAGAACACGACGCCGGAUCGCCGCACGCGCCCUCUGAUCAAAUCGUGCAAAGGCGGCGCAGACAUGCCAAUGUACCAGAGGCCACCGUUCUGGCGAGUGCCUCACCAGCGGCCAGACCCUGACGACGAACCUAGGCGCUAUAGACGGGUAACACCCGGUACGCCUGCCGGUCGCGAGUUGGCGAGAGGAGACAUAAUCGCGAAGAUCGAUCACUAUGAUGCUCGAGACCUACGUCACGAGGAUGCACAGAAUCUUUUCAAAAACGCCCCUAACCAAAUCAAACUUGUAGUUCAAAGGGGCAGACCAAGUCACCUGUACACGUUGCCACGUUCCACUUCAUACAGCUUCGGCCGUAUACCCACGCCUACAUUUUAUCGACUAUACGAGGAAUCGGACCAGGCCGGUCCUCGCUCGCAGUUCGCAGCUCGCUCCCCCGCACAGAAUUCUGUCCCACCGCCGUUCAGGACACCCAGCCCUCUUCCAACGUCAGCAUGGCGCGGGCCCGAGUCCCUGCCUCGAAGCACGCCCGUGCCAUCGCAACAGUUGCCGCAAUACUCUCCGCAGCAAUUCCAGCCGCAAGUCGAAGGAGAGUACAGAACACUGCUGGUCUCGCCCUCCGCCAAUCGCAACGAUGAAGUCGUCGACGAGUCUAUUACGAGCCAGCCGUACCGCACGACGCCGCUGGUGCUGCCGGGCGCCAAGGUGCGGCGCGAGCCCGGCCCCACGGAGAGCUACCUGCGCCACCACCCCAACCCCGCCAUGCGCGCGCCGCCGCACCACGACUACCGCGACACGGUCAUGAAGCAGAAGGUGGCAGAAUCGGUGUUGCAGCGAGUGGUCGGUGAAGAAUCUAAUAAGGUGGUACACAAGCAAUUCAACUCCCCAAUCAAUCUGUACUCGGAACAAAACAUUGCCAAUUCGAUACGACAGCAGACAUCGCCUCUGCCCUCUAACGGCCAUUACGGACGGCACGUCCUCAAGAGCCACAGGCCCACGGUGCUGUACGACCCCGCCAAGUCCGAGACCUACCGCGCGCUGCAGGAGGGCUCCGAGCCGGCGCACGAGGUCAGCACGCCCGCGCACACCAAGGUCUUCACGGCGCCCGCCACCAAGAAGCCAGCGCCUCCGCCAAAACAACCACAGGCACCUAAAGGAAAACAGACAACUUUCGUGAACUCGCUACAGGAGGAGAGCAUCCAGCAGUCCAACUCGUUCAAGCGCCUCAUGUACAACGUGCUCGGCAACACGGAGUUCUAGCACUAGCAGACGCGCGCUCUUAAUAAAUACAAUUUAAUAUAUCUAUACCAAAACAACGACCUUCCAAGUUUUAGUAAUACGCGAGUAUUAUUAACAACUUAACAAUGUGGCCUUAAGCGUUGCCAUCCAUUGACUGAUCGUUUACUUUGUAUGUGCGGCGGUAACGCACCUCCUUUAGACAUGUGGGGUUAGUGUACCAAAAGACUAACAAAAAUGUAGGGCGCUACUUUAACGCUCCUUAAACUGUGUGAUGUUAUUUUUCGGUGAAUUUUCUAAUACUCGAGUAUUAGCGAUAUUAUUUAUUUAUACGAUAAGUAGCGAAGUAACUAUUAUUUACUAAGUAUUAAUUUUAUUACCUAUCUGUUUGUACAGAAAUAUUACGUUAUACAUAAUGGAUAAUGUUGAGUGUACAGUCUAGUCACUUCGACCCGAGCUCAGGUCGUGCACACGAGAAUGAGAUUCGAUCAAUUUAUAAAUAAAUUAUUUAUUUUAUUUAAUAA
Maniola jurtina (meadow brown) is the source of this 1930-nucleotide messenger RNA. It is a transcript of the gene Zasp66, whose product is annotated as PDZ and LIM domain protein 3. The transcript is spliced from 13 exons. NCBI's taxonomy places the organism in Eukaryota, Metazoa, Arthropoda, Insecta, Lepidoptera, Nymphalidae. Gene Ontology annotation, cellular component: adherens junction; filamentous actin; Z disc. Gene Ontology annotation, molecular function: actin binding; muscle alpha-actinin binding. Bases 237 to 1430 code for a protein of 397 amino acids. The record is from RefSeq and is a predicted model, not a curated record. Gene Ontology annotation, biological process: muscle structure development; actin cytoskeleton organization.